AUGCCUAGCGAUCUCGCCACAAAGCUCGGCCACGGCGCGGCCAAGGUCUUGCGCCUGAAACUGCCCGAGAAGCAACAACACGAUGCCGUCACCCGCGGCGAGUCGACCUUCUCAGUCGGCACCUUUGACACCUACUCCUAUGUCGAGCCCGAGCCCACCGCGGCCGAAUGGUUCGCCGAAAUCACGCCCUCGUGGAGAGACGUCGGCAUGUACUUUUACAGACUUUUCCCCUUCCUAUCCUGGAUCACCCGUUAUAACCGGACGUGGCUUAUUGGAGAUCUGGUCGCCGGUAUCACCGUCGGAGCCGUCGUCGUCCCUCAGGGAAUGGCCUACGCCCAGCUUGCGCAGCUGGAUGUAGAAUACGGGCUGUACUCGUCCUUCAUGGGCGUCCUGAUCUACUGGUUUUUUGCAACGUCAAAAGACAUUACCAUUGGUCCCGUCGCUGUCAUGUCCACUCUGGUUGGAAACAUCGUCACGGGCGCCCAAGAAACUCAUCCUGAACUUGAAGGUCACGUUAUUGCAUCCUGUUUAGCGAUCAUUUGCGGCGGAAUUGUGUGCUUCAUGGGCCUGGCUCGUCUCGGAUUCAUCGUCGAUUUUAUCCCUCUCCCAGCCAUCACAGCGUUCAUGACGGGCUCCGCCAUCAACAUCUGUUCCGGACAGGUUUCCACGAUGCUUGGCGAGUCGGGCGUCAACACCCGAGGCGCCACCUAUAGGACCAUCAUCGAUACUCUCAAGCAACUCCCAACGUCCACCCUUGAUGCCGCGAUGGGUGUUACCGCGUGUGCCAUGUUGUACAUCAUCCGCUCUGGCUGCAACUUCGCUGCCAAAAAGCAGCCGCACCGUGCCAAGGUGUGGUUCUUCGUCUCCACCCUGCGCACUGUGUUUGUGAUCCUCUUCUACACCAUGAUCAGCGCCGCGACCAACCUUCAUCGGAAAGACAACCCCGCAUUCAAGGUUCUUGGACACGUUCCUCGAGGUUUCCAGCACGCCGCCGUUCCCACCGUCAAUGCGGAAAUCAUCACGACGUUUGCUAGCGAACUGCCCGCCGCCGUCAUCGUCCUUCUCAUCGAGCACAUUGCCAUUUCCAAGUCGUUCGGCCGCGUCAACAACUACACCAUCGACCCGUCCCAGGAACUGGUUGCCAUCGGUGUCAGCAACCUGCUUGGCCCGUUCCUCGGCGGCUAUCCCGCCACCGGUUCCUUCUCCCGAACUGCUAUCAAGUCCAAGGCAGGUGUUCGAACCCCGCUGGCCGGUGUCAUCACUGCUGUUGUCGUCCUCCUUGCCAUCUACGCUCUGCCCGCGCUUUUCUGGUACAUCCCCAAGGCUUCUUUGGCGGGUGUCAUCAUCCACGCAGUCGGCGACCUGAUUACCCCGCCGGAUGUUGUCUACCAGUUCUACCGCGUUUCGCCGUUUGACUGUGUGAUCUUCUUCAUCGGUGUAAUUGUCACCGUAUUCACCACGAUUGAAAUCGGCGUCUACUGCACGGUCUGUAUUUCCGUUGCAGUGCUCCUGUUCCGCGUGGCCAAGGCCCGCGGUGAGUUCCUGGGUCGCGUCACCAUCCACUCUGUCGUUGGCGACCACGUUAUGGAAGAGACCAAGCCGGUCGGCGAUGUCGACCGCACCCGCUCCAUCUUCCUCCCUAUCAACCACACCGACGGCUCCAACCCCGAAGUCGAGAUCGAGCAGCCCUUUCCCGGCAUCUUUAUCUACCGGUUCUCCGAAGGCUUCAACUACCCGAACGCCAACCACUACACCGACUACCUCGUCGACACCAUCUUCAAGCAAACCCGCCGAACCAACCCCUUUACAUACAGCAACCCUGGCGACCGCCCGUGGAACAACCCCGGCCCUCGCAAGGGCAAGCAGGAGGAAGACCGCUCCCACCUGCCGACUCUCCGCGCAGUCAUCCUCGACUUCUCAUCCGUCAACAACGUCGACGUCACCUCAGUGCAGAACCUGAUCGACGUCCGCAACCAACUCGACAUCUACGCCUCCCCCCGCACCGUCCAGUGGCACUUCGCCCACGUCAAGAACCGCUGGACCAAGCGCGCUCUCGCCGCCGCCGGCUUCGGCUACCCCACCCCGGCCUCAGACGACGGCUUCCACCGCUGGAAGCCCAUCUUCAGCGUGACCGAGAUUGAAGGACAAGCCUCCGCCGCCGCGCACGCCGAGCUCGUCGCCAACGAGAACACCCGCCACGCCGGUGCCGGCGAUCUCGAAAGCGGCCUUAAGCGCCCAUCGCACACCGCCGAGCGGGAGACGCACGGUAUUGAAGAAUCGUCAAACUCGAGCAUCGGCGACGACGACAAGCUGCAGCGUGAUCUGAAGGAUAGCAAGGCGUACCGCAACCGGCGCAAGAUGGCCAUGGUGCAGGGCGUCAACCUGCCGUUCUUCCACAUCGACAUCACGAGCGCGUUGGAGAGUGCCCUGGCCAACUCGCCGGGUGAGGACCCUGUCGAGGUGUCGAGUGAGUGA
This is a messenger RNA of Aspergillus mulundensis, 2475 nucleotides long. Its product is annotated as SLC26/SulP family anion transporter. Gene Ontology annotation, biological process: transmembrane transport. Bases 1 to 2475 code for a protein of 824 amino acids. Gene Ontology annotation, molecular function: secondary active sulfate transmembrane transporter activity. The record is from RefSeq and is a predicted model, not a curated record. Lineage: Eukaryota; Fungi; Ascomycota; Eurotiomycetes; Eurotiales; Aspergillaceae. Gene Ontology annotation, cellular component: membrane. The transcript is spliced from 2 exons.